AUGUCUCGAAUUGAGGAUUUUUGUGGUUCCGAAACUCCACCUCGACUGAUGUCUACCAAGAAUUUGCUCACACUAGAUUAUGUUGUUCGAUCGACCAGAGCAAUGCGACGUAUGGUUGCCAAUAUGGAGAAUUUCGGUUUUGUGAUACAGUAUGACUUCCGGUCGGAUUUGGGUUUGUCAAAAAUGCACGCUGAAACACGAAGUGAUCAGGCUUGCCACUAUGAAUUCAAUUCAUCGAGUCGAUCCUCAGGGGACAUUUUCUCGCCCAAUCAUCCAGGAUAUUAUCCUCGUAACAUCGACUGUCAUUAUAUAUUUCAUGGAACUGAUAAGCAGAUUGUUGCAAUUCACUUUGAAUAUUUUGAUGUUGAAGGCUUUGCCACGUAG
Messenger RNA from Gongylonema pulchrum, 384 nucleotides. The record is from the annotation of a GenBank genome assembly. Lineage: Eukaryota; Metazoa; Nematoda; Chromadorea; Rhabditida; Gongylonematidae.